Molecule: messenger RNA, 996 nt
Organism: Fulvia fulva
Lineage: Eukaryota; Fungi; Ascomycota; Dothideomycetes; Mycosphaerellales; Mycosphaerellaceae
Product: Alcohol dehydrogenase
Exons: 2
Coding region: 1-996 (331 amino acids)
Biological process (GO): alcohol metabolic process
Molecular function (GO): alcohol dehydrogenase (NADP+) activity; zinc ion binding
Source: RefSeq, a predicted model, not a curated record
AUGCCUUCCUUCACCGUCUUCAAGGGCCAAAAGGGCGGCAAAGUCGUCAAGAGCCAGGUCGAGAAGCCAGAGCUCAAGGGCGACCAGGUCCUCCUCCGUGUCACAGCCUCCGGCCUAUGCGGUACCGACCUCCAUUACAGAGAGGCAGAUAUGGGUCUCGGCCAUGAGGGUGUCGGUGUCAUUGAGGAAACCGGUCCAGGUGUCACAUACUUGAAGAAGGGUGACCGCGUCGGAUGGGGAUACGAGCACGACAGCUGCGGACACUGUGAACAGUGCUUGAAGGGCAAUGAGACGUACUGCCCUGAGCGUGCGAUGUACGGCAUGGCGGACCUCGACCAGGGUAGUUUUGCGACUCACGCUGUGUGGAGGGAGGCCUUCCUGUUCCCGAUCCCAGACUCACUGAGCGAUGAGUCUGCUGCGCCAUUGAUGUGCGGUGGUGCUACCGUCUUCAACGCCCUUCACGCAUACAACGUGCAGCCAACUGAGGUAGUCGGUGUGAUGGGUGUGGGUGGAUUGGGACACCUGGCAAUUCAGUUCGCUGCAAAGAUGGGCUGCCACGUCGUUGUACUCUCCGGAUCCGACAAGAAGAAGGACGAGGCCUUCAAGCUGGGAGCUCAGGAAUUCAUCGCAACCAAGGAUGUCGAGGAGAUCAAGCCAUCGAAACCAUUGAACCGCCUGUUGGUCACAACCUCCGCACAGCCAGACUGGAACAAGAUCGUCAACGCUUUCGGCCCAGGUGCAACGAUCCACCCACUCUCUAUCGACGAGGGCAACUUCGCCAUCCCAUACAUGCAACUGCUCCUGAACGGUCUUACAGUUCAGGGAUCGGUUGUGGCAUCCAGAUACAUCCACAAGCGUAUGCUGGAGUUUGCCGCCCUCCACAAGAUUGAGCCCAUUAUUGAGAAGUUCCCAAUGGACGAGGAGAACAUCAACAAGGUAAUGGACAAGUUGAACAAGGGUAACGUCCGAUACCGUGGUGUCUUCGUCAACCAGUAA